Molecule: messenger RNA, 1254 nt
Organism: Mytilinidion resinicola
Lineage: Eukaryota; Fungi; Ascomycota; Dothideomycetes; Mytilinidiales; Mytilinidiaceae
Exons: 2
Coding region: 240-1076 (278 amino acids)
Source: RefSeq, a predicted model, not a curated record
CCAAGAAUGAAGUGAAGACACUAGCAAUUAUUUCAUUCAAGUCGCCCUCGGCUUAAUCUCCAACAAUACUUCAUGUAUUCGUUCCAAAGCACUGUGCGGGACUUCGGGGAUCCGCCGCGGGGUGGAAUAUCUUGGCAUGAACUCCACUUCCACCCCACGGCCAAAGUUGCCCCGCAAAACUCUACUCAACAGCUUCCUCACGAGUCCCUCCAUUCCCCAAAUCAACCAACAUUGCGACUAUGAACAUCUGCGAAGCAUGCAAAGAACCUCUCGUUGUCGAGGUUGAUCUCUCCGAUGACGAUGACGAUAUUGAGAUGGGCGGGUCGAGUUCUGCUGCCGCCGCAGCUGGGAAUGGAGGCGUGAAGACGGUGCCGGAUGAUAUUCAUCUCAAUUGCGGAUGCCAUUUCCAUUGGACAUGCCUUCUCGACUCUUACACUCACACCUCCUGUCCAUCCUGCAACCGCGACAUAACAUCCAUAACCUCCGCGAGCCCGCCCCAAAUACAAGUCGUCUGCACCCUCACCAACGAAGGCGGCGUACAGCCGAACCUCGAUAUACUUCCCCUCCUCACGGAAGAGAGCUACCUGAAAGCAUACCCGGAAGAUCGGAAAGCGCGCGCGUUCCUCGAGUUCUGCCGUGAGGGCGACGUCGCAGCUGUCGUGGAACUGCUACAAGCCGGCGACGACGACGAUGACGAGGACUCGGACGAAGAUGACGAUGCGAUGGACGAAACCACAGCGCCUGGCGAGAAGAAGGAAAGACGGCAGAUUGAUCUGCUGAGAUACCAAGAUCCCAUUGAAGAUAUGCAGUCGGCACUGCACGCUGCGGUGGCUGGAGGGAGUAGGGAGGUCGCGUGGGUGUUGCUGUUGCUUGCGUCGCAGCUGCCGUUAUCGGAGUUCCCGGCAUUGGUGUUUCAGGAGGCGUCGAAGUUGGGUGUUAUGCGGAAUGAUGAGGAGGUGGCAGGGAAGACGGAUAUUCGCACACUGAGGGAUUGUGAUGGGAGGAGUGCGGAGGAUUUGGCGAGGGAGAUGGUGAUUUGGAAUGGAUGGGUUGGGAAUGGGAGGUUGGUUAUAUGAAGAUGGAGUAUGGGGAUUAGCUAAAGUUUCCAGACCGUUCCAAGUUGCGGUUGCAGUUGCGGCAAAGAACGGCCACGAGGGUUACUUGAACUUCAAGACUAUGAAUAGUUCAACAGAGCAGCUUGUAAGAUUAACUGUAAUUUAUAAUAUUACAGGGCAACCCGCCUAUAUGUUACAU